This is a messenger RNA of Paramecium pentaurelia, 1037 nucleotides long. Lineage: Eukaryota; Ciliophora; Oligohymenophorea; Peniculida; Parameciidae. The record is from the annotation of a GenBank genome assembly.
AUGGAUCAAUUAACAAAAUUUGAAUCAUUCCUGUUAAUAUUUCAAAUUGUCAACUUUGUAUGGAUUGUUUAUUAGUCAGUAGUUAUCAAGUACUCAUAGAUUAUGAUAAUUUUUUUAGGAAAUUGAAAUAACAAUAAACCACCAUAAACACAUCCCACCAUUAUCAGGCUUUAAGUAUUAAUAUAAAGAUAAUUAAUUUAGAUAUAAUAGAACAAGGAUAAGAUGAUGACUCAUAGUAUUAAUUUAAUAAAAUUGGAAAUGUUAGUUCUGAUGAUUAACAUUUGGAAAUUGUAGAAUAAGUAAAUUGAUUAUAUAAAUAAAGUUUAAUUCCAAAUUAAUUGGAAAUAAGUAAAACUUAAAUAAUUUGGUUGAUGAACAAGAAAAUCAAACCAACUAAAUUUUUAAUAAUUUUAAGGAACUAGAAUAAAAUUGCAAUCUCUCAAUUUAAAAUUUAGAAUCAGAGUAGAAGAAUAUUUAAAUAUAAUUCUCAGAUGUAUUUUAAUUUAUUAUUAUGAGCUUCAAACUUAAUUCCAGUAACUUAGAAUGUUUUUUGAAGGCAAAAAUACAGAAUAAAUAUAAAUAUAGUCCUAAACUUAAUCCAAGUUAGAAUAACUCGAUGAUUUCUCAUAACAUUUUUAAACUUAAAUAAGUCUUGUAAAAUAAGAGUAAACUAAAGAAAUUAUUAAUUUAAAUGAAAAAAUGACUGAUUUUACUUAAGCAAUUUAAAAAAAUAUUAAUGAACAUGCUGAUUAAAUUAUUGCUAUACAGGAAACAAUAUAAACAAUAUCAUAAUAAUAAUAAUAAUAAUUAUAGUAAUAGUAAACCUAAAAUAUUUAAGAAACUGAAAAAUAAUAAUAAUAAUAGUAACCAUAAUAAAUUGAAUCUAAUUAUGUUAGUAAUUCAACUAAUUCUGGAAAUAAUGGUUUUGCAAAAGCAGGACUAUCUAGACAAAAUCAGGAAAUAGGAUAAUUAAAGAAAUAAUCUACAUAAAAAAAGGUAUUAAAUAUUUAUAUUUAAUAUAGAUUACGAAACCUUGA